Molecule: messenger RNA, 2172 nt
Organism: Urocitellus parryii (Arctic ground squirrel)
Lineage: Eukaryota; Metazoa; Chordata; Mammalia; Rodentia; Sciuridae
Gene: Meltf
Product: melanotransferrin
Biological process (GO): iron ion transport
Cellular component (GO): extracellular region; plasma membrane; recycling endosome
Source: RefSeq, a predicted model, not a curated record
AUGUGGGGCUGGAGCGUGGCUCUGUGGCUCUUGCUGGCUCUGCGCACUGUGCUCGGCCAAGUCGAGGUCCGAUGGUGCACCACAUCAGAUCCAGAGCAGCAGAAGUGCAGCGACAUGAGCAAGGCCUUCCAGGAAGCAGGCAUCCAGCCCUCCCUCCUCUGCAUCCAGGGCAUCUCUGCUGACCACUGUGUCCAGCUCAUCACGGCCCAGGAGGCUGACGCCAUCACUCUGGAUGGAGGAGCCAUCUAUGAAGCGGGGAAGGAGUACGGCCUGAAGCCUGUGGUCGGCGAAGUGUAUGAUCAAGAGGUUGGGACCUCCUAUUAUGCUGUGGCUGUAGUCAGGAGGAACUUCAAUGUGACCAUCAACACCCUGAAAGGAGUGAAGUCCUGCCACACGGGCAUCAACCGGACAGUGGGCUGGAAUGUGCCUGUGGGCUACCUGGUGGAGAGCGGCCGCCUCUCAGUGAUGGGCUGCGACGUGCUCAAAGCUGUCAGUGACUAUUUUGGGGGCAGCUGCGUCCCAGGAGCAGGAGAAACCAGAUAUUCGGAGUCUCUCUGUCGACUCUGCCGGGGUGACACCUCUGGGGAGGGUGUGUGUGACAAGAGCCCCCUGGAGAGAUACUAUGACUACAGCGGAGCCUUCCGGUGUGUGGCAGAAAAGGCAGGGGACGUGGCCUUCGUGAAGCACAGCACUGUGCUGGAGAACACCGAUGGGAAAACUCUGCCCUCCUGGGGCCAGACGCUGCUGUCCAAGGACUUUGAGCUGCUAUGCAGAGACGGCAGCCGAGCCGACGUCACUGAAUGGAGGCGAUGCCACCUGGCUCGGGUGCCUGCACACGCUGUGGUUGUCCGGGCUGACAUGGACGGGGGCCUCAUCUUCAGGUUGCUCAAUGAAGGCCAGCGUCUCUUCAGCCAUGAGGGCAGCAGCUUCCAGAUGUUCAGCUCUGAGGCCUAUGGUCAGAAGAACCUGCUGUUCAAGGACUCUACCACGGAGCUCGUGCCCAUCGCCACUCAGACCUAUGAGGCAUGGCUGGGCCGCGAGUACCUGCAUGCCAUGAAGGGUCUGCUCUGUGACCCCAACCGGAUGCCCCACUACCUGCGCUGGUGCGUGCUCUCCACACCCGAGAUCCAGAAGUGUGGUGACAUGGCGGUGGCCUUCAGCCGGCAGAGGCUCAAGCCUGAGAUCCAGUGUGUGUCGGCCCAGUCUCCCCAGCACUGCAUGGAGCAGAUCCAGGCUGGGAACAUUGAUGCUGUGACCUUGAGGGGCGAGGACAUUUACACAUCAGGGAAGGUGUAUGGCCUGGUCCCCGCGGCUGGGGAACUCUACUCUGAGGCAGACAGGAGCAGUUCAUACUUCGUGGUGGCUGUGGUGAGGCGGGACAGCUCCAACGCCUUCACCUUGGACGAGCUGCGUGGCAAGCGCUCCUGCCACUCAGGCUUCGGCAGCCCAGCAGGCUGGGACGUGCCAGUGGGCGCCCUCAUCCAGAGAGGCUUCAUCAGGCCUCAGCACUGUGACAUCCUUACAGCGGUGAGUGAGUUCUUCAAUGCCAGCUGCGUGCCUGUGAACAACCCCAAGAACUAUCCUUCCUCUCUGUGUGCCCUCUGUGUGGGGGACGAGCAGGGCCGCAACAAGUGUGUGGGCAACAGCCAGGAGCGGUACUACGGUGACAGUGGCGCCUUCAGAUGCCUGGUGGAGAAUGCAGGGGACGUUGCCUUCGUUAAGCACACGACUGUCUUUGACAACACAAACGGCCAUAAUUCCGAGCCCUGGGCCGCUGCGCUGAAGUGGCAGGAGUAUGAGCUGCUGUGCCCCAACGGGGCCCGGGCUGAGGCCAACCAGUAUGAAGCCUGCAACUUGGCGCAGAUACCAUCCCAUGCUGUCAUGGUGCGGCCAGACACCAACAUCUUCACUGUGUACGGACUGCUGGACAAGGCCCAGGACCUGUUUGGAGACGACCACAAUGCAAACGGGUUCAAAAUGUUUGACUCCUCCAAAUACCAUGGCCAAGACCUGCUUUUCAAGGAUGCUACAAUCCGGGCAGUGCCUGUAGGGGAGAAAACCUCAUACCUUGACUGGCUGGGGCCUGACUACRUGGCAGCUCUGGAAGGGAUGCUGUCUCAGCAGUGCUCCGGCACAGGUAGGGCCCUGUCACAUCCCCCUGGCAUUACUUAG